This is a messenger RNA of Periophthalmus magnuspinnatus, 1232 nucleotides long. RefSeq lists its product as uncharacterized. The record is from RefSeq and is a predicted model, not a curated record. Bases 61 to 939 code for a protein of 292 amino acids. NCBI's taxonomy places the organism in Eukaryota, Metazoa, Chordata, Actinopteri, Gobiiformes, Gobiidae. Gene Ontology annotation, cellular component: membrane. The transcript has 11 exons.
CUGUCACCGCCACCUCCACUGCUGCAGAGGGUUGAUGAAAAGCUCCAGUAUUAUUUGAAAAUGGACCAAGCUAACAGCGCCAACCCCCCUCCAUACAACUUCCAGGACUAUGGGCAGCAUAAUUAUGCAGGCGUGAGCUAUCAGGUUGGCAAAGGAAACAUCUCGGUGGUGUGUGCUCCUUAUGAUAACACAGUUCAUCCAGAAGCCCAAACAUCUACUGCAGUGGACUUCAGCCCCCCUCCUGACUACUCCUACGGUGAGGAGGACAGCGGCUUCAGCGACGGCAACAUCCGACGAGGAUUCAUUAAGAAAGUCUACCUGACUUUAAUGCUGCAGCUGCUGGUGACUGUGGGCAUCAUCUGUGCUUUUCUUUACAGGUCAGAGCUGAGGGACUGGACGUGGCACAACAGCUGGUUUUCGUACACGAUGAUGGCGGUGGUCCUGGUGCUUGUGGUGGCCUUGUCUUGCUGCGACAACCUGCGCCGUCAAGUCCCUCUCAAUUUCAUCGCCCUGGGCUUGUUUACGGUGGCGGAGGGCCUGAUGCUCGGAUCCGUGGCCGCGCUCUUUGAUGCUGAGGCCGUCCUGUGGGCCAUGCUGGCCACUGCACUGGUGUCCUUGGCCUUAAGUCUGUUUGCCUUCCAGUCAAAGUGGGACUUCACCAUGUUAAAUGGGAGCCUGUGGGUAUUAUUGUGGACCCUUCUUUUAUUCGGUUUGCUAUGUGCAAUCCUCCGCUCACAGUUUGAUUACAUUGCGUAUGCCUGCCUGGGGACCUUGGUGUUUUCUUUGUACCUGGUGUUUGACACUCAGCUGAUCGUGGGUGGGAAACACAGGAAGUACAUCAUGACUCCAGAGGAGUAUGUGUUUGCGGCUCUCAACCUGUAUCUGGACAUUGUGUCCCUAUUUCUGCUUCUGCUUCAGCUCAUUGGCCUCUGUCACUGACACCCCCACAAAACCACCCGAUAGCAGGUAGUACUGAGUCACAGAAAACACCAGAUAGCAGAAAGUAGUGUCACAACGCCCACAUGUACACCAGGCAGUACUGUCAGAGUCCACAUGUACACCAGGCAGUACUGUCAGAGUCCACAUGUACACCAGGCAGUGCUCUUUCACCGAGCGCAGCAGCUAUCCACGCAGCUGCACUGAUGCGGCAGGACUUGAGCAUGCCGUCUGCACCACAACAUGUGACAUAAUUUCAUUUUCAUCUUAAACUGUUACUGAACACACUUUUAUCU